AUGCGUAUCCAUAUCUAUCGCAAAGCUAAAGGGGCGUCCCAAGCCUUAUUAGGCGCGUCCAGCAAAAGUGCAGCGGACAGGAAGCGAAAUAAUGACCCUGGCUGCAGCGAGAGCGCCAUCUCGUUCUAUCGAAGCGAGCACCGCACCACACCGGUCCGCUCCUGUCGGCGGUCGGGCGGCGAGUGCGCAACAACGGCCGUCGACAGGCGGAAGCGUUCGCGCGCGCACCCGCGCAAGGCUACGCUCAUGACCUCGCGUCGUCUUUGUCUAGCGCUAUCUAGCGUCUGUUUACCCGCGAGGCCGAAUGCAUCAUACCUUCGCCGCGCACUUGAGAGCCGGGCGAUCGUUCAAACUAUAAACGUAUUGCUAGGGCGCGUCUCUCUCCAAGCGGGGCCUUGUGGA
This is a messenger RNA of Iphiclides podalirius (scarce swallowtail), 402 nucleotides long. The record is from the annotation of a GenBank genome assembly. Lineage: Eukaryota; Metazoa; Arthropoda; Insecta; Lepidoptera; Papilionidae.